Piliocolobus tephrosceles (Ugandan red Colobus) is the source of this 2588-nucleotide messenger RNA. Its product is annotated as butyrophilin subfamily 3 member A1-like. Gene Ontology annotation, cellular component: external side of plasma membrane. Lineage: Eukaryota; Metazoa; Chordata; Mammalia; Primates; Cercopithecidae. The record is from RefSeq and is a predicted model, not a curated record. Gene Ontology annotation, molecular function: signaling receptor binding. Gene Ontology annotation, biological process: regulation of cytokine production; T cell receptor signaling pathway.
AAUCAAAAAACUAAUUCUUCCAAAAAGAGAUGAUUAUUCCUCACAAUGACCAGACAGCCUCUGCUUUCCUUUUGUUUUCUUCCAAAUGGAGAUUCAACCGUAAUAGAAAGAAUGGAGAACUAUUAACUGCCUUUCUUCCGUGGGUUGUGAUUUUCAGAGGGGAAUGCUGAGAGGUGGUUUUCAGUGUUGGGACUCAAACGUAAAGACACUAAAGGACAGAAAUCUUUGGCGGAGGUAAGAUCUUCUUCGGUCACCAUGCUUGAGUUAACUGUAGGGAAGUGGAGGUUUCCAUCUGGAAUUCUAUAGCUUCUUCCAGGUCAUAGAGUCUACCCCCCACCUUCUGGUGUCUCCUGAUAUGCAGCAUGAAUGAAAAUGGGAAAUUUCCUGGCCUGCCUUCUUCUCAACUUUCAUGUCUGCGUCCUUUUGCUUCAGCUGCUCAUGCCUCACUCAGCUCAGUUUGCUGUGGUUGGACCGCCUGGGCCCAUCCUGGCCAUGGUAGGUGAAGAUGCUGAUCUGCCCUGUCACCUGUUCCCAACCAUGAGUGCAGAGACCAUGGAGCUGAGGUGGGUGAGUUCCAGCCUAAGGCAGGUGGUGAACGUGUAUGCAGAUGGAAAGGAAGUGGAAGACAGGCAGAGUGCAGCGUAUCGAGGGAGAACUUCGAUUCUACGGGAUGGCAUCACUGCAGGGAAGGCUGCUCUCCGAAUACACAAUGUCACAGCCUCUGACAGUGGAAAGUACUUGUGUUAUUUCCAAGAUGGUGACUUCUAUGAAAAAGCCCUGGUGGAGCUGAAGGUUGCAGCACUGGGUUCUGAUCUUCACAUUGACGUGAAGGGUUAUGAGGAUGGAGGGAUCCAUCUGGAGUGCAGGUCCACUGGCUGGUACCCACAACCCCAAAUACAGUGGAGCAACACCAAGGGAGAGGACAUCCCGGCUGUGGAAGCACCUAUGGUUGCAGAUGGAGUGGGCCUGUAUGCAGUAGCAGCAGCUGUGAUCCUGAGAGGCAGCUCUGGGGAGGGUGUCUCCUGUACCAUCAGAAGUUCCCUACUCGGCCUGGAAAAGACCGCCAGCAUUUCCAUCGCAGGCCCCUUCUUCAGGAGUGCCCAGAGCUGGAUCGCUGCCCUGGCAGGGACCCUGCCUGUCUUGCUGCUGCUUCUUGGGGGAGCCGGUUACUUCCUGUGGCGACAGCAGGAGGAAAAAAAGACUCUGUUCAGAAAGAAAAAGAGAGAGCAAGAGUUGAGAGAACUGGCAUGGACCACAGUGAAGCAAGAAAAAAGCACAAGAGAGAAGCUCCAGGAGGAACUCAGGUGGAGAAGUAUGCAGUACACGGUUUUGGGAGAGAGACCUUCAGCCUAUAAUGAAUGGAAAAAGGCCCUCUUCAAACCUGUGUGUGUGUAUAAUGAUGGGAGAGAGAGAACAGAGGAGCAGAUGGAGGAGUACCGAGGGAGAACCACCUUUGUGAGCAAAGACAUCAGCAGGGGCAGCGUGGCCCUGAUCAUACACAACGUCACAGCCCAGGAGAACGGCACCUACUGCUGUUACUUCCAGGAAGGCAGGUCCUACGAUGCCAUCCUGUGCCUCGUGGUAGCAGGACUGGACUCUGAGCCCCUCAUUGAAAUGAGAGACCACGAGGAUGGGGGCAUGCGGCUGGAGUGCAUGUCUAGAGGGUGGUACCAGAAGCCCCUCACAGUGUGGAGGGACCCCUACGGUGAGGUCGUGCCUGCCCUGAAGGAAGUCUCCACCCCUGACACAGACAGCCUCUUCAUAGUCACCACAGCUGUGAUCAUCAGAGACAAGUCAGUGACGAACAUGUCCUGCUCUAUCAAUGAUACCCUGCUUGGCCAGAAGAAAGAAAGUGUCAUUUUUAUUCCAGAAUCCUUUAUACCCAGCAGAUCUCCCUGUGUGGUGAUCCUGCCUGUUAUCAUGAUUAUUCUGAUGAUAUUCAUUGCCAUAUGCAUCUACUGGAUCAACAAACUCCAAAAGGAAAAAAAGAUUCUGACAGGAAAAGAGUGUGAAGAGGAAAAGAAAGAAACUGCGCUAAAGGAACUGGAGAAAGAAUGUGUGGAAAAAGAGAAAGAACUUCAAAUACAAGAGCAACUUCAGGAAGAAUUGCGUAAGUUUAGCCUUUCCUGAACUACUCCGUGUACAAUUUGUGUUCUGCACAUUUAGCAGCAUCUCAUGACAUUCACCUCCGUCUGUCCCUUGCCGGAUGGAGAAGAAUAUUCUCACAUGCUGGUGAAUUUCAAAAUUGCCACUGUCAACUUGGGACAAAAUAGCAAAUUGUCACAACCAGACAUAUUAACUUGGGGAAUGGAGGAAAUCAUUUUAACAGAAUAGAAAGGUAAACUGAAUCAGUAAGAAUGAAUGCAGAUGGGAGAGGCCUGCAGAAUGCCUGGAUUCUGGAGCAUUUCUUGCACUGACAGGAAAUGGACCUAGGUAGGCACCUACAUUUCCUAUACCUACCUAUAUGUUCUUUCCCCAGUUCUUUUAGCAAUUUCUUUCCUUUCCUAUUCAAAUCCCUUUUCCCCAGACAGAAUCUUUUUUUCCUUUUGGAGUUUGUUGAUUCAAUAGGUAUACAGAAGUCAUACCUG